AUGGGUCUCCUGAGGGAUAGCAUCCACUGUGAUAUUGAGGAGCAGGUGGCAAUGUUUCUUCAUGUGGAUUGUGUGGGUGCAAUUGAUGGCACUCAUAUCUUGGCUAGGGUCCCAGCCAUUUCAAGAGCUGCUUUUCUUGGAAGGAAACACACCACCACUCAGAAUGUACUUGCUGCUAUUGAUUUUGAUCUUAGAUUCACCUAUGUCCUAGCUGGUUGGGAAGGGUCAGCCCAUGACGCUCUAAUCUUGGCUGAUGCCCUUCAAAGGGAAGAUGGCCUCAAACUCCCACAAGGCAAGUUCUUCUUGGUAGAUGCUGGAUAUGCAGUGAGGCCUGGUUUCCUUCCUCCAUACAGAGGUACAAGGCAUGGAAUGGAUGAACACUUUCCUACAGAAGAAGAAUGGAAUCCAAAUCCUAGUAAUCCUGCUGUUGGAGAUGACACCUUGAUGGAUAAUGCAGCUUGGGUGUACUUUAUUGUCCCUGAGUUCACUGUUAGGCAUUUCCAAUUAACUGUAGUAGGUAUGGCUGACCUGGGUGAUGAAGUUCAAGAGAUCAAUGGUGCUGAGGAAGGCAAUGCUGGGAAUGGCAAUGGGGCAAAUGUGAAUGGUGCUCAUGCCAGGUUGCAGUGGACCCAUGCCAUGUCUGGCUUUGUGCUUCGUCGGUUCACAGAGCUAGUCUCUGAAGGUGUAAAGACAGACAAGGGUUUCAAGGAUGUCCACCUCAAUAAGGUUGCAACUGAUCUGUCUGAGUUCCUGGGCAUGGAAAUUAGUGGGACUCAAGUCUACAAUCAUUUGAGGAAGUGGAGGGCUAGAUGGGACCAUCCCAAAGAUGCAGAAUUCCUGAAUGUUCCCCUUGCCUACUACCCACAGAUGCUUGCCAUCUUUGCAAGUGGAGUGGCUACUGGAAGAUUUGCAAUGGGCAGCAAUGAACCACUUGGAGUACCUACACCUGCAGAUGCAAUUGAUUUGGAGGCUGAUGCAACCCCUGCAGUGACACAUGAAGGGCAGAACACAGCAACUGACCGAAGGAGCAAGGCAGAGGGUGGGCAGAGCCUUGGCAAAAGAAAGAGGGGCCUUUCUGAGGAGGAGUGUUCAUACAUGACAGGUUUAACCGAAGCUGUUUGGGGUUUUGUUGAGGCUGUGAAGGAGACAGCUCACUCAGAAGGAGCACCUGGGAUUGUCAAGGCAGUAAUGAGUUGCAACAACUUCUCCAAGGGACAGCUGAUGUUCUGCCUGGACCAUCUCAUGGAGCACAAGAGGACUGCUUUAGGUUUCCUGGACAUGGAUGCAGAUGAGAAGGAUAUGUGGCUGGUGUCUCAUCUGACCAAGCACAUCUUCUAUGGCUAA
Messenger RNA from Panicum virgatum (switchgrass), 1344 nucleotides. RefSeq lists its product as uncharacterized. The coding region runs from base 1 to 1344 and encodes 447 amino acids. NCBI's taxonomy places the organism in Eukaryota, Viridiplantae, Streptophyta, Magnoliopsida, Poales, Poaceae. The record is from RefSeq and is a predicted model, not a curated record. The transcript is spliced from 6 exons.